Messenger RNA from Aspergillus terreus NIH2624, 1512 nucleotides. Its product is annotated as putative thiamine biosynthesis protein (Thi-4). The record is from RefSeq and is a predicted model, not a curated record. Gene Ontology annotation, cellular component: cytosol. The transcript has 9 exons. Lineage: Eukaryota; Fungi; Ascomycota; Eurotiomycetes; Eurotiales; Aspergillaceae. Gene Ontology annotation, biological process: thiamine biosynthetic process. Bases 1 to 1512 code for a protein of 503 amino acids. Gene Ontology annotation, molecular function: hydroxymethylpyrimidine kinase activity; thiaminase activity; phosphomethylpyrimidine kinase activity.
AUGUCUGCGAAGCGGGUUCUCGUCAUCGCAAGGGUCCGACAGCUCGGGCGGCGCAGGGUCCUGGCCGCCCAUGGCUGUUAUGCUCUCACCGCAACCACGGGUCUGACAGCCCAGAACACUCUCGGAGUGCAGGACAUCUUUGUCAUCCCGGCCGAAUUUGUCAAAAAACAAAUCAAUGCCGGCUUGGAGGACGUCGGAGCAGACGUGGUUAAACUAGGCAUGCUCUCCUCGGCUGAGACGAUUGACAUCAUCGCGGAGACGUUGACGACGCAUCAAAUCCCGUAUGUUGUGUUGGACCCGGUCAUGGUGUCCACGAGUGGAUCGCAGUUACUGCCAGAACAAGCCGUCCAGGGCCUGCGGACAAAGUUACUCCCCCUGACCACGAUCCUCACGCCCAAUAUCCCAGAAGCACAGCUCCUCCUGAAAGACUGUGGGGUCGAUGCUCCCGAGCCAGAGGACGUCGCUGGUCUCAUUCAGCUAGCGAAGCAAGUUUGUUCGCUCGGCUCUAAAGGAGUUCUCCUCAAGGGCGGCCAUUUGCCGCUUACGAAAGAGCUCAAAACAGCACGUUCUACGGAAGAGGCGACGACUGUUAUCGAUGUCCUUUAUGACGGGGAGGACGUCACUCUUUUUGAGACCGACUUCCUCGUAUCCAAGAAUACGCACGGCACCGGUUGCUCACUUGCGUCUGCCAUUGCGGCUAACCUGGCCCUUGGCAAGGACAUGAGAUUGGCGGUCCAGAGUGCCGUUCGAUUUGUCGAGGCCGGCAUCAAAACCAGCUUUGACCUGGGUAAGGGUAGUGGGCCGAUCAAUCAUUUCCACUCGAUACAUACGAUUCCUUUUGCGCCCGGCCGAUUCAUCGAGUAUGUUUUAGCUCGCCCCGAUGUUCGCUCCGUGUGGAAGCGGUUUACGGAGCACGACUUCGUAAAGGGUAUGGGAAAUGGCAAAUUGCCAGUAGAGCGCUUCAAGGAGUAUCUGGUACAGGACUAUCUCUACCUGGUUCAUUUCGCAAGAAGCAAUGCUCUCGCGGCAUACAAAGCGAAAGACAUGGAUUCGAUUGCUGCGUCGUCUAGCAUUGUCCUUCAUAUUCAACGCGAGACGGCGUUGCACUUGGAUUAUUGUGCAUCAUUUGGUCUGUCCAAGGAGCAGAUGGAGAAAUAUCCCGAAACUAUCGCGUGCACGGCGUAUAGUCGAUACAUCCUCGACGUGGGCCAAUCGGAGGAUUGGCUCGCAUUGCAGAUGGCUCUUGCACCGUGCUUGAUCGGAUAUGGAGCUAUUGCGCAGCGGUUACAUGGUGACAAGGAGACACUCCGGGAGGGGAACCGUUACUGGAAGUGGAUUGAGAACUAUGUGGCAGACGACUACACGGAAGCCGUACGACUGGGCUCGGAACUAUUGGAGACCCACAUGCGACAGGUUUCCCCGAGUCGAAUAGAAGAGCUGGUCAGGAUCUUCAUCCGGGCCACAGAGUUGGAGAUCAGCUUCUGGGACAUGGGGAUGGGCGAGCAGGUGUGA